Messenger RNA from Drosophila kikkawai, 953 nucleotides. RefSeq lists its product as uncharacterized. NCBI's taxonomy places the organism in Eukaryota, Metazoa, Arthropoda, Insecta, Diptera, Drosophilidae. The record is from RefSeq and is a predicted model, not a curated record.
CGAGCGUUUGCAUUUUUCGAAGGCAGACACAGAGCAGUAACAAUUAAAACCAACGACCGAUUGGAGGCACCAUUUAAUGGUAUACAACCGAGUAUCCUCAGCUGAAACGUGUAGUAAAAAAGAUAGCCAGAGCUGUGAAAUUAAAUUUUAUUUCAAAAACGCUUUCACAUAACAACAAAGAUAGCAGAUACAACACACACAACAAAUAUUAAUGGGUGAAAUUGGAAACAGAGAAACGGAGAUCUGCCACUGACAGGGGGCAGGUUAACAGAAAUACAAUUUGCCUCUGCCGAAUGGCAAUUUAAUUGCUGAAAAUAUUUAGCACUCAAUUUAAAUUUAGCCACAAUAGGAAAAGGUCUGGAAGCCUGGCAGGAUGGCUGGAUACCGUAGGAGUCCUCAGCUGCAGCUAUAUGCACUCCUGGUCCUGUUUGUCUCGGUGUUUGCUUCAUUACCAGGCGAACUUCAAGAAGCAGCAGCAGGAGGUGAAUCAAGAAUGGAUGUUCUAGGACUAACGCCGGGCCAGAGAGUCCUGGCUGCAGUGCCAGCAUCGGGACGCGUCAGUUUUUUGCUUUACCAAUUAGCUUCGGCCAUAAAUUCAGCCGCCGACGGCCUGCAGGAACAAGUGGAGGUGGAAGUGCUGGAGGAUCGGGAGCAGUUCCUGGCCACCAACCCGGAUCCCAACUGGCUGGUCGCCAUGGCCACUGAGUUUCAGAAUGUGCCCGUGUAUGAGACUUUUCCGGCAGACUUGCAGCAUUGGCUGAUGGAUAGCUAUGGCAUCAGUGCCACGGAUGUCUUCCACAGCUGGGCAGGAUUCAACAGCAGGACAAGAGCUGCUCCCCGGAAGAGCCAACUGAUCUGCACUGCCGAUGGACAGUGUUAUGAGGUCAACAAAAUUGUCACUGCCUGCUGUCCAUUCUGAGCACUCAAUAAAUGCAUUGAAACAUUGAAAACAA